Ochlerotatus camptorhynchus is the source of this 2842-nucleotide messenger RNA. RefSeq lists its product as uncharacterized. NCBI's taxonomy places the organism in Eukaryota, Metazoa, Arthropoda, Insecta, Diptera, Culicidae. The transcript has 2 exons. The record is from RefSeq and is a predicted model, not a curated record. The coding region runs from base 704 to 2842 and encodes 712 amino acids.
AGAAGUUUAUUCUUCGGGCAGAAUUUGGAUUUUUGGUUUAAGAGAGGAUAUAAACAUUUUAUAUAUUGGUUGAUGUCCUUUUUAAUGUGAUCUUUAAAAAUUAUUUAUGUUCAAGAACUAUUUCACUUGACUUGACCAAGAAAUUGGAACUCCGUUCAAAGUGACUAUGCGACUACUACUAGGUUUCAAAAAGGAAGCUCUCAGCUUAUGUGGGAAUAUUAUAAGUUGAGUUUCGAAAGCGUCGGGAGAAAUCUUCCAUUUUUGUAAAUAAGAAAAGAAAAUAUCGAAACUUUUCUACAGUCUGCGGCAAAUAACACGAUGACUUCUUCCUUUAGCGGAAAUGCCUGUAUCAUUGACAAACAAAGAAUUGAGGCAACCCUGAGGGAAAUCAGGAAGGUCCGAAAGAAUAUAACAUAUCGACCCAAGAAUGCUACCUUGAGGAACUACUGCUCUAACAGGCAGUCGUUCAGAUUUGGAAGUUUGAUAAUUUACCUUAUGAUUUCUGUCAAUUAAAUAAUUGUUUUAAGUUCCUAAUCUAGAGUGGAAAAAUAAACUUUUUCGUGCCAAACACUGUCGAAUGCUUUUCCUAUGUCUAGAAGAGCAACUCCAGUUGAGCAGCGUUCAGAUUUGUUUGAAUCAAUAGACAAGAAAUACUAAUGAUAAAUGUUACUAAUAGAUUGUGCUUUUUUUUUUAGGAACAAUAAUGGAGCCCACCAAGGAUACAGUCGACAGUGGCCGCUAUGCAUGGGGUGGCAAUACUGGAAAUCAUGGCAACAAAUACGAAGAAGAUUUAGCAUUUGCGCUGUUUGAGCGAGCAUCUUUGCGGAAAUCUAAAUUCAAACUUGCCUCAGAAAUGAAGGACGCUGGAAAAUUCGAUGAUGUGGUCAUAAUUUUCGAAGAACCGAAGGAAGUGUGGUUGUUCCAAGCCAAACACAACGACAGCUCAGAUGGUUCAAAACCAAUAUCGUUCAACAAUUUGUUUCCAAAGACGCGUAAGGAAAAUUAUGAUUUUGCUAUUAUCAAGUACAUACAGUCCUAUUUAGACGUUAUUCAAAAAGAUGAGUUCAAGGGGUUGAAGAUGCGAUUUUUUAUCCUAACCAAUAAAUCAUUAGACGAUAGCAAUAGUCAGCUAAGAGAGUUGGUGGACAUCGAGGUCUGUGAACAAAGUGAAGUGAACCCAAUAAUGAAGUUUGCUGAAUCGGACGAUUGCUACAAAAGAUUCAGACCAAAAAAGGAUAAAAUUAAAGAUUUACUGAAGUUGAUGAACACCGAACUACAUGCCAUUAGGGAUGCGAUCAUUGAACUCUUCAAAAGUGGAAAAGUUUCGGACUUACUAAUCAACUACAAAACACCGUUGCAGAAGAUCCUGGAAGUUUCAAAUGAAAAUCUAAAGGUCAAAGAUGUUGUCUCAACCAGAAAGGAUGAUUGGUUGUGCAAUGAGCUACUAAAGGAGAUUGGUGAAAAAAAAACAGCGAAAAAUCCAGUGAUUCAAUCAUUUAUGAAAGAUAAAUCUAGGAACACCCAACUACCAAGGUAUUUAACUGAAGAUAGCGUGAGCAAGUUCUUUCAGCAUCUAACUUUCUGUGUAAACCAACCAAGUGAUCUAAUAAGAACGAUUGACAAUGAUCUUCGCUCAUGGAUGAGAGAUUGGAUUCCACCGGACCAUCUUGGCAAAGUACAAUUAAAACUACCUUUCAAUAAAUUUGAUGAAUGUUUUAAAAAGUGGAUCAAUUCUAAAUGUUACAAGGAUACAACAAACAAUAAGCCAGAAAAGAGUUACUUAUCUUAUAAAGAGGGAAGUUCUUGUGUCGAAGAAAUAACGAGGGAACUGAGUGAUAAUUUUUCACAACGUAAAUAUGUUGGAAGCUCGUACAUAGAAAGAAAAUUAAUUGAUAAUAAUCUUAUUGCUAGUGACCAUGAUUUCAUCAAUCGAUUAAUAGACGACCAAGCAGAAAACAAAUUUUCUCUCUUCAUCGGAGAGCCUGGUAUGGGAAAAACAACUAUCCUCCAAUACAUUGCCUUCGAAGUUCAAAAGAAAUCCGAUAUUGAUGUGUUCUUGAUAUAUUUGAAUAACUUAAAGGAAACGCUCAAAUCAGGCUGUGAAAACUUAGAAGCGGUUUUCAAAAUUCUGCGAUCAGUUCUUUCGGAAUCAAGCAGGACAAUUUUGAAAAACAAUCUAGAAAGCAACGCAAAUCGAACUCUAAUCAUGUUUGAUGGGUUCGAUGAGAUCACUUUUCAUAACGAGGCAAUCGCCGUAAUUAGGCAAUUUUUGUCAAAGAAGAAUAUUCGAGUGAUUGUAAGUGGUAGAUAUCAUGUCAAGGAUAUUCUUGAAACUGAAUUUAAAGUAAGUGCAAUCAGAUUGAUUCCAUUUGAAAACGAUGAACAAAUAAUGGUUUUGAAAAAUUCAUGGGAAGCUUCCGAUGAUUCAAUGGAAUUUGAAAUUUUUUCAACUCAAUUGCUCGAAAAAUUAAACUCGGACAUAAGUAGCUAUGACUCUGAAUUCUUUGGUAUUCCACUUAUAAUUCGAUUGUUGGCGGAAGUAUAUUCUGAUGAUUUCCAACAAUAUUUAAAUACUGUUCCAGAUAAACGUGCACCAGAUAUUUUCCCGAAAGAAAAAUUUAAUGUUCUCUCAUUGUUUAAAAAGUUUGUAGAAUUUUCGUUUCAAAUCAAAUGGAAGAAAAAAAGAGACCAAGAUCCUUACCGAAAUAUCGACAUAUCAAGUGAUGACGAAGAGCGCCGUCAAUUGAAAUACUUUACUAUGGAGCAUCAAAUGGCUGCCUGGCACGAGAUUUCUAGUUUUCGUCUUAAGGAAAUAAUCGCAUUGGGUUUCUUUGGCAUCUAG